Messenger RNA from Heterostelium album PN500, 1668 nucleotides. It is a transcript of the gene glk, whose product is annotated as ADP-dependent glucokinase/phosphofructokinase. The record is from RefSeq and is a predicted model, not a curated record. NCBI's taxonomy places the organism in Eukaryota, Evosea, Eumycetozoa, Acytosteliales, Acytosteliaceae. Gene Ontology annotation, molecular function: ADP-specific glucokinase activity. Gene Ontology annotation, biological process: glucose metabolic process. The coding region runs from base 1 to 1668 and encodes 555 amino acids. The transcript has 2 exons. Gene Ontology annotation, cellular component: endoplasmic reticulum.
AUGAUAAAAGAAUCAAAUACACUAUCAUCAAGACCAAUAAAGAAUAGAUUGCAAACAAAUGCAAAUGAUAUAGAUCAUAAUAAUGAUAAUGAUAAUAAUAAUAAUAUAGAUAAAAAUAAUAGCAAUAACAAUAGCAAUAAUAAUAAAACCAAAUCUUAUAUACAAAUAGGAGCUAUACUUAUAUUAUUUUCAUUAUUUUUCUAUCCUUUGAUACUUUAUCUCGAUCUGUCAUUUGUAUUCUCCGGUGGUGUCGGAGUUGAUGUCACUGCUAAUUCAAUUCAAACAGGACUUAAAAAGAUUGCACAUUGGUCAAAGAACAAUGGAAAUUGUGGCAAUCACAGAGUUGCCGUCGGUUACAACACAAAUUUGGACUUGGUUGUCAAUGCAGUGGAUCUACUUCAUGCUUUAGGACUAUCACCCACUCAGAAUCCAACGCCUUCCGAUGAAAUACACACACUCUCUCAAUUCGAACAAACUUUUACAUAUUAUUUCGAUUCAGGUAGUGCAGCAGAGAGAUUCAUUACAGAAAAAGAUGUAUUCGAUCAAAUUAUAAAGGCAACCGAUAGUUUGAAUAGACAAGAGUAUUUGACCGGUGGAAAUGCUGGAAUCAUUGCCAAUAGACUGGCGAGAGAAGGUUGUCGUGUCGAUUUGAGUGGUGUUGUCGGUAGCAAGCUAAAGAAUCUUCUCAAUGAUUCGAUCAAUGUCAUCGAGUACAAUGCUGACACUCGCGAUGAGAUACAUCUCAUUAUGGAGUAUCAGACCAACUCGACAUGGGGUGCCUACUCGACACAUCGCGCCAACCGUUUCAUUGUUUCCAACGACGUCUCCAACGCCAAUAUCGUCACAAUGGAACAGCUACACCGUCAUCUUCAACAAAACUCCAAACAGCACAAGACUGACUUGCUGAUCAUCAGUGGACUCCACCUGCUCGGUGACCAACAGCUACACCGUAUCGAGGAGAUGUCAAAGUUGCUCGACAUCAUCCCAUACCAAUCCGGAAAAGAGUCACUGCUCUCCGUGUCAAACAUCCCGAUUCAUUUCGAACUGGCGUCGAUCACCUCUAGCAACAUCAUUGGCGCAAUCGCCAAGUCGAUUCUCCCCAAGGUGGACAGUCUUGGCUUCAACGAGCAGGAACUUGGAUUCCUCUACUUGGCAACCGGUGGAACCGAACACACAAUGUCAGAGUUUAGAGCACCGUCUAUCAACACGGUCAUCAAUGCAAUCAUUCACGUCUUCAAGCAUAUCACCAAGUCGAGUGGUCAGGACGACCCAAUGUCGAUGAUGCUGGACGACAAGCGCAAGCUAACACGUAUCCACUUCCACUAUCUCACCUACCACAUCGUUGCCAUUCAGAAGGAGUCGUCGUGGUCGACCAAGAGCGCAAUCAUGUCGGUUGCAGCAUCGUCGAUUGAGGCAUCGGAGCAAGCCUGUGGAUUCCGUGAUGUAGAGCUACGUAUCCCUCUGAAAUUCGAAGUGGACUACCGUUACACUCCAGGCUCAAAGUUGAAAUUCGCAAUCGAUGAGACAUUCCCAAUCACCUCGUGGCAAGACGAAGGACUAGAAUUCCAUCUCGCACCCGUACUUGUUUGUAAAUCACCAGAGAGAACCGUUGGUUUGGGUGACUCUAUUUCGACAACUGGUUUCAUCUAUCAAACUAUAAAAAAUUAA